Molecule: messenger RNA, 1191 nt
Organism: Folsomia candida
Lineage: Eukaryota; Metazoa; Arthropoda; Collembola; Entomobryomorpha; Isotomidae
Product: isopenicillin N synthase
Exons: 4
Coding region: 104-1105 (333 amino acids)
Biological process (GO): biosynthetic process
Molecular function (GO): iron ion binding; dioxygenase activity
Source: RefSeq, a predicted model, not a curated record
UGAAGCUACAGCAAUAAUUUAUUCCAGUCUCGCUCUGUUGACACGGUCCAGUUUGCUCUCAGCCUUGCUACAUUACAUAUUUACACCCUACAUUUUCGCAAAAAUGCCAUCUGCAUCCAACCCACUUGUGCCGACCAUCGACAUUUCCCCACUUUUUGGGGACGAUAAGAAUGCAAAGUUAAAAGUCGCCGGCGAAAUUGACCAAGCAUGUCGCGGCUCUGGAUUCUUCUUAAUUUCAAACCACGGCAUCACCGUUCUCGACAAGUUGGUCGAGACGACGAAAAAGUUCCAUCAAUCGAUGACCGAUCAAGAAAAGUUUGACUUGGCGAUCGUUGCGUACAACGAGAAAAAUUCGAAACAGCACAGGAACGGGUAUUAUCUCCCGAUCAAGGGGAAAAAAGCGGUUGAAUCUUAUUGCUACUUAAACCCGACCUUCUCCAGUGAGCAUCCCAUGAUCAAAAAUAGCAACACACCCCUCCACGAAGUCAACGUUUGGCCGGAUGAGAAAAAGCAUCCUGGAUUCAGAGAAUUCAAUGAGGAUUUUUACUUCAAGAUGUUCGACAUGUCGGCAAAACUCCUUCGCGGAUUUGCCCUUGCUCUUGAAAAGGAGGAGGAUUUCUUUGACUCUUACUUCAAGAAGGAGGACACAUUGUCGUCAGUGCGACUUAUUCGCUACCCGUAUUUGGAGGACUACCCUCCCGUCAAGACGGCCGCGGAUGGGACGAAAGUUAGCUUUGAGAGUCAUCAGGAUGCUUCCCUCCUCACGGUGCUGUAUCAGCCAUACGUGGCAAAUUUGCAAGUAAGCAUGCCUGAGGGUUAUUGUGACAUUCCGUCGUCGGACGAUUGUUUUUUGGUCAACUGUGGAGGAUACAUGGCCCACAUUACGAAUAAUUACUACAAGGCUCCAAUUCAUCGCGUGAAAUUUGUCAACGCGGAGAGAUUGUCGCUCCCAUUUUUCGUCAUGUUGGGAUAUGAAAGCAAAAUUGAGCCGUUCAAUCAUUCGAAACAUGAUGCCAAUGCUGCAGAAGCUCCUCCAGCGAUAACUUACGGGAAUUAUUUCCAAAAUGCGAGAGUCCAACUGGUCAUUACAAAUGGUCAAACUUAAUUUCAAACCCAUAUUACGCAAAACACUGUAAAAAUGCAUGGACAAAAAUAUCUAAUAAAAAUAAAUUUGUGGAUGAAUUUAAUUAA